This is a messenger RNA of Echinostoma caproni, 1734 nucleotides long. The record is from the annotation of a GenBank genome assembly. NCBI's taxonomy places the organism in Eukaryota, Metazoa, Platyhelminthes, Trematoda, Plagiorchiida, Echinostomatidae.
AUGCCAGUCACGGAGCGAUGCGCCACAGUUUCUGGACAACGAACCCCGGACCAAUCGUGCCAACCAAUCAGAAGUCGUGCGGUCCAGACAGAAGCUGUGCGACGUCAAGAAUACAAGCAGUUAAGUCUUUGGUUUGAUUUGGACAAAAGUCAGCUGGUCGUUCAUCUGCUUUGCGCGAGAGACCUAAUCCCGACACCGCAGGCUGUGGCCACUGUCAGCACGGUGUGCAAUUCGUACUGUCGCAUUCGACUUCUACCGGGAAGAGAUGAUAGCACUUUGAAGUAUUCCAAACUGGUCGCUCGAACCAAUCACCCCCGAUGGAAUCAACAAUUCUUGUUUGCGGAUUACACGGAAGAUGAGAUUGCGCAACACGAUCUGGAAUUGACUGUGUGGAAUUGCGCGCUGAGCUCGAAUGAACAAACGUUGAUGGGAGAAGUGAUUGGCUCCAUGACCGGAUACGAAAGUCAAAUGCGUCAGGAUUCAUCUCGCAUGCAGCUCGCCUCGAGCAAUGAGGGGGCCACGUUGACCGGACAGUCUACAGACGGUAGAGGCAAAUCGGAAUAUAUGGAUACGGGACUCACACGUUCAGGGGAUUAUUCGGACAUUGAUGAUAAGACAUAUGGAACUGCUGCUGCUGCUGCUGCCGCUCACUACUCAUCGAUGCUUGGCUCUUCCGGUGGACCAUCACAUCAUCGAGGUCGUACACGUCGUGGUCAUUCGAGGCACGUGCCUAGUCGUCCUGAUUACGGACCGGAGGAACUGAUGGCUCAUUCUGAUGUCUCAGAACUAUCCGACAUAUCAGAGUUAUCUCGUAUGAGUUUGCACACUUCUCAGUCGGAAAAAGGUCGAUUUCAUAGCACUUCAUCUCGGCUAUCUCCUGGGGGACACUAUCCUGGCUUGCAGUACACCUCAGGCAGUGGUGUAGGUGGUGGUGGUGGUGGUAUUGGUGGUUCUGGUGCUACCAUGGGCGGCGGCAGCGCUGGUGGUGGAGGCGUUGGUCGCCUUCCCGUCGAGUUGCAUCAACAAAUCAGCCCAGAAAGUUCGAGCAAGUCGGAUCGUCCACAAGAACCAGACGACACUAGUGAUGACUUCUCGUUGAGGCAACGACGUUUGGCCACCGGCCAACGGGACGAGGGACGUUUGGCUAAAGAGUCCAGCAGUUCCGAAUGCGGAUCUGGAAUGGUCAUGUCCUCGAUGGGCAGUGGAGGUGCUAUGGGCACGAUGUACGGAAAAUCAGGAAUCGGGAUGAAAGAUACACCCGGAUCAUCUCAAAUGUCUGGUCCAACCUCAAGAGGAGAUGGAAGAAAACCAAGACCGAGCAUCGGUCAUAAAUUUUCCACUGUUCUCGGUCGAUCGCAUAAAAGUAGCAGCACAUCCAAUUUAGAUAAAAAGACACGAACCAGUUUUCAAAGAAGCGAAGAAGUGUUGCCAAGUACCGAUACACAGUUUGAUGAAAUGAGCUCCGGCGAUGCAAGAAGAGGACGAUUGCAGACCCAACUGAGCUUGCGAAGUGGAAAAACGGAAAUUAUGGGCGCCGGGGACGGAGGUGAUUUGGACAGCUGCACAACACAAUUAGAAUUGAAGGGGAUGGUGAUCAUUUGUAUGGGUAUCUGUGCUCCGAAACAGGGGCUGAAGCAAUUGCAACAUGAUUGGUGCUAUGCUCCGGAAUUAGUGCCCGAACUGUCCGGGAUUUUUUCAACCGAUUUCGGUUUGUGGCAUAUUGACCCUGUGUAA